UAGGCAAGCCCUCCAGUGUUAUUCGUCGUGUCGGUUGCCGAACAACAGCAGCAGUUUUAUAAGGCACACACAGCAGCGCUUUCUCUCUCUCUCCCAACUACGAAACAGUUUAACGAGAUAUAUUUACUGGGAGAAGAAAAAACGGAAAAAAAAGAAGAACUGGGUUGUGUGCUGCAGAGCCCCAUUGUGAAUCGUGAUGUUCAGUUCAACCGACGUCUGUCUUGUGAAGUAACUUCGUCCGGGACCCAUACUAAUAGUUUGUGAAGACCGUCAGUAUCAACAGUGAGGUGGUUGCUGACUGUUGUGGACCGCCUGCUCUCCUCCCUCAGUGCUCAGCAAGUUUGGUUUACAUUAACGGGCCAAAUGUUCAUUUAGAUUAACACAAACAUCAGCAGCAGCAGUUCUUCGUCAUGAAAGUCACUGUUUGCUUUGGACCUGUCAGCGUGGUGGUUCCUUGUGGCAAUGGAGACAUUUUGGUCAGAGAUCUCAUCAGCCAGGCUGUGACGAGAUACAGAAAGGCAUCCAACAAGUCAAAUGAUGCUGCCAUUUCUGUAGCGGCUCUUCGAUCAUCGGAUGGCGCCAUUCUAGAUCCGGAUGACCGACUGGCCGAUGUCGUCGACGAUCGGGAACAGUUGGCCGCUUGCCUUUCCAAUGGCGGCGGUGGUGGUGGCAGCGGAUCUGAAUUGGACGAGCCUUCCCUGGGUGUCCCCUUGGUGCUCGGCCCGCGGAUCGGAUUGAUGAAUCUGCGAGGCGACGGCACUUCGGCCAGUUCCAACUCCGGUUCACCUUCGCCGACCGAUUUCGGUCUCCAUCACCAUCACCACGGCUACGGCGUCGUCGGCGGCAGCAGCAGCAGCAGUCAUCCAGCCAGUCGAAAGGACAUUGAGGUCACGGGCCAAGAAGCGGCCACGGGUCUCAUGGUCGAUCACCUGCACCUGCAGGUCAGACGCGGAUCAGAGCCGGCUCUCAAUCGCAUCAGUCCCGACGCUCCGUCUACCGCGCCAAACACCACAGGCUCCUCAUCUUCUUCAGCCUCCACCGGCCAUCACCUCCACCACCACGCAGACAUGCCACCUACCACCUCCAACAGCAGAGACUACAAGAGGUGGUCGGCAGCCCCCAUUGUGGAUCCCACAUCGGAUUCCGACUGCGAGGAACGUGACUUGGAAGUCGUACGACGCCACCCGUCCGGCCCGCGGUUCGCUCGAUCCGGCGCUCGCGUCUCGAUGCAAAUUUUUGGCGGAGGCGUUGGCAGCGCCGCCAACGGCGGAAGCCAUAACAAUGCUGGAUAUCGGUGGGCAGAAGCGGCCGACAAUGCCUUACUUUCCGCCGCAACGGCUCCGACGGGGGUGGCCACACCGACCGCAACUACUCCGCCCGAUUAUGAGGAGACGAUGCACCGGAGGACCCGCAGCCUCAGACGGGAACCGGUGGGCGCCACCAGCGAAUCGAUUCCGCUCAGCGACGGCCAUCACCACCUCUACCAGCCGCACCACCUUAAUAACAGCAGCAACAACAACAUGCAGUCCCAAUUGGCAACAACUCAACUGGUGGUGCUGCCUAAUGAAGGCGGCCAACCCCUGGGCAUCCACGUCGUUCCCGAUUACUCGCCCCUGGGUAACGAAUUGGGCCUAUUGGUGCAAGGCGUCGAGCCCGGCGGCCGGAUUUACCGGGAUGGACGCAUCGCCGUUCACGACCGCAUCGUCGAGAUCAAUUCGCAUCCGCUCAAGGACGUGCCUUUCCACCGAGCUCAGGAGCUCUUCCGCAACGCCCUCCAGAGUCGUGACCUUCGUUUGCGGAUAGUCAAAUCGAACGGAGAAGUGAGUCGCGGCCCGGCGUCGGAUCAGUUGGAUGAAAUGACGCAACAACAACAACAGCAGCUGCAACAGCCGCAACUAAUACAGACUCAACAACAACAGGCGCCCCCUUCCCGUGUGGCCGCCGUGUCGCCAACUCGCAAGACACCGGCCGUCGUCCCUGGAACGGGCCGAGCCAGCAACGCCCUCAUGACUGUCAGCACGAGGAAAAUCGGCAAAAAACUGGAUUUGGAGCUGACGAAAGGCCAUGAAGGACUCGGCUUCAGUGUCACGACGCGUGACAAUCCGGCUGGAGGGCUUUGCCCCAUUUACAUCAAGAAUAUCUUACCCAGAGGUGCCGCGAUUGAGGAUGGCCGACUGCGCUCCGGUGAUCGACUUUUGGAGGUCAACGGCGUGGAAAUGACGGGCAAAACUCAGAGCGAGGUGGUUAGCCUUUUGCGCAACAUUCCCAGCGGCGGUGUCGCCCGUCUCCUAAUUUCCCGACAGGAAACGGAAGAAGAAAUCCAACAGUCGAACCAAUUGCAAAAUCAACAAAUUCAAUCGUCUCAGCUUCAAUCGUCGACUCAAACUCAGCAGACGAGUCCCAAAUUGCCCAGGCAGAUGAAAUCCAUCAGCAGGGCCAGCGAAGAGAGUCUGCUGCUCCUGCCCUGGAAGCAGCGCGAGAUCCUCACACUCGACAUUCCCGUCCACGACACGGAAAAGGCCGGCCUCGGCAUUUCAGUCAAAGGCAAGACGACGUCGUCAUCGGGAAAUGGCACCAGCGACCUGGGCAUCUUCAUCAAAUCGGUUCUGCACGGAGGAGCCGCUUCCAGGGACGGCCGGCUGUGCACCAACGACCAGCUCCUUCACGUCAACGGCGUCUCUCUGCAGGGGCGAUCCAACACGGAAGCGAUGGAAGGAUUGAGGCGGGCCGUCCACCAGGAGGGUCCCAAGCCCGGGCACAUCACCCUGACGGUUGCCCGCAAGAUGCACGCGCUCAAGGAUCGUGAAGUGACGCUGGAAGGGCAGUCGCAGGACGACACGGUGAACGGAACGGUUCGACUGGGCGGCAACGGGGGCGACAGCUCCGGCAGUUACGAUCAUUCCGGAGGCAGUAGCGACCAAUCUGGUUCCACCGUCAUUUUUGUCAGCGGAAGCGGAUCAGACAGUCGUGAGAGAAAUCUCGUGAAAGACAAUCGACUCUCCGGAAUCUCCUCUGACCUCCGCAACGAGAGUUACUACCGGGCCACGCACGAAACGUGGAACACGACGCAGUUGCAGGAGACUUUGAUGAAUUCGUCGAAAUCGAACGGUGGGCACCAGACGAGUGUGGUGCAGCAGGGUCCAGGGCGGAAACAGCAUUCGCAAAACAGCCCAACGGUCCACUUGACGCCGGGCGAGGUGGUUUCGAUUGACGGUGAUUACCUGCCGCAGUCGAGGCCACGCCCACCCUCUAUGAUGAUGAUGUCGACGUCCAACGGUUCCUCGGUGGCCUCUACACCGGAUAUGACCAUGAACUUGCCUUGGCAGCAACAGCAACAACAUUCCAAUAAUAACAUUCGUGGUCCCGGUGGUCAACGCUCUGGACCGACGGAUGGACGCGACCGACCGUGGCCCAAUGCCGAGCAGCCGCAGCCGCCCCAGAGUCCCCUGUCGGAAACAUCCAUGCGAUCCGAUGGACGUCCCAGCGAUUCGGAAGCGCCCACCUACACCAGCCAGACUUCUUUGGACACGGACCCGAACGCUCCCGGCUUUUCUCGCGACCAGUUUGGUCGUCAGAGCAUGUCGGAAAAACGGCACGCCUCGCUGGACGCCAAGAACACGGACACUUAUCAAAGGAAUAAGAAACUCAGGGAGGAAAGAGAACGUCAGAAACAGACCCAGCCUGAAAGCGAACAGCAACAACAACAACCGCAAACAUCCGCAGUGAAAGAGAACAUGCCUCCAUCAGGUCGGGUGAUCCGUCGCGCUGUCAAGCGUCGUCACGCCCAUCCUUUGGUUUCGCGUCUGGAGAAGGAUUACCUCAGCUCACCCACCUAUCACCGAUCCAGUCCCAAUCUUUAUCAACCCAACGAUGUUGUUGGGGGUGUUGGUGGUGUGGCUACAGCGAAUCGCCGGGGGGUUGCGGGCACGGUUGAUCGGGGUAGUCGCCUCUCUGUGGCCCCAUCCAUGAUGAUGAUGAUGACGGAUCAUUAUCAUCAGCAUCAACGUUCUCGUGUCUCUUCGGUGGAAUCCCUUCCCCUAAUCGCUCCGUCACCUGUCCUAUCCCUUCAACAAGGCCAAAGACGGCCGCCGCUGCUACCUCCAUACAAGUCGCAGGAGAAUAGCCGGCCGCUUUUCGUCCGUCCGGUUGACCCGCCUUCAAGAAACUCUUCAAGGGACAUCGGCCCGACUUUGGGGUUGAAGAAAUCGUCUAGUUUGGAGUCGCUCCAGACGGUCGUUCAGGAGAUCCAGAUGCAGGAGGAGGAGCCUCAAAUCGGUUGCUACGGCUAUCACCGGCCGACGGCCAUCCGGGUGGUUCGAGGACGCGGCUGCAAUGAAAGUUUCCGAGCGGCUGUCGAUCGCAGCUACGACGAGUCGGGCCAGCCAACUGACGGCACCAACAAAGAGCCCAUGGAGACACUGGACGAAGCGUUGGAAGUCGAGGUGAAUGAAAUGAUGCCACCGCCACGCUCUCCAUCGGACAUCGGAAUUCCCAUGUUGAACAACAAGAACGAGACGCGCAAGAGCAAAAAGAAGAACGCCAACGCGGCCGGACUCCUUUUGAAAGGCCUGGGCUCCAUGUUCCGCUUCGGCAAGCACCGCAAAUCCGCACCAGCCAGUCCAGAAUCCGGUCAUCAGUCAUCCGGAUCGGAUCCGACAGUUUCGGGUCAUCAUUCCAUGGCCGGCGGCCACAUGAUUAUGCCUUCGUCCGGAAACCAAUCUCACCAUCACCACCAGAACGAGCGGAGAUCUUCUUCCGGUCAUUCCGGAAGCAUCGGCAGGUCGUCUGCCGUGACCGAAGUGGACCGCCAUCACGUCCUCAGACGAACUCUUCCGCCCGAUGAACGUGACCGUGCAGAACUCGGACGCCAAAUGGCCAUCGCCGUCGCUCGCCAGGCCGCCCAAGAUGAGCAGAAGAGAAUACAACAUCAUUAUUUACGGUUGAUGGAUCAGCAACAACGCCAGGCCGCCGCCGCUCACGAUCACCAGCAGAAGCAACAACAACAGCAGCAGCAACAACAAGGGAAUUCAACAACAACUGGUGACCGCUCGCAGAGGCUGCACCAGCUGCGCGCCCAGCACCAAAAACGGCACGCCGAACAACAAAGACAGUCGACUCACACGCCGACGGAACAGUUCGAGUCGAAUAAAAAGAAUGUGCCGGAAAUCAUACACGGACGCUCGGCCAGUUACGACCCUUACAACGACGUGAGGAAACCCCGUAGCCGGGCAGCUGUCGGCGAACCCAAUACUCUUAUGCCCAUUCCGGCCGUGCCUUCCUCCACGUCCAACUACAACAACAAUUACGACGAAUUUCAACUCAAUCGGCGUCAGCAGCACUAUCACUCGCAGCGAUCGGCUCGCGAGACGCGGAUGAGCCCACCUGGUGGAAAUGGUUGGUCGGGUGCCGAUCGGCCCGUCUCCAACUAUUUCGAGUAUGAAAGUCUUCACAUUGCUGGUCACAAGGUCGCAUUAAGCGGACCACCUUACAAACCUCAGCAACAACAACAACAAUCGGGAAAUCGUCGCCCACCCACCAUGCAGGGCGAUGAUACAACAUUUUUCCGGCGCCCUGAUAGAAACAGCACUGGUCAUGAAUUCGGAAGCAAUCAAGGACGGGCAUCUCAACGGGAAUCGGUUUAUGGUGCAUCCAACUACGGAAGCGGCAGCCAAAAUAACCCCAGCAGACCGGCUCCUUUGACAGGAUCUAAAGUCUGAGCAGCAGCGACGGCAGCAGCAGCUAACAUUCAGCUAAUUAUAUAGGGACAAUAGGUAUCUGUGUUAAUAUCAAACUCAAAAAAAUAUGAAACUAUCAAGUACUUUGAAAACGAAUGCAUGUGCAGUCCAUUGGUCAGAUUUUCUUUGAAAUAUUUUCAAAGGAAAAAAGUCCAUUUUCAUUUUCAUUUUUUUGCUCGAUCAAAAAAACUGUUGAAUUGUAAAUAACUUAAGAAACUGUUUAUUUUUUCAACACAAACCCAACGCGGAAAUCUUCAAAGUCUGUCCCCAUUAACCAAUCUAUUUUAAAUAUUCCAAUCCCUCUUUUUACAUUGAAAACACAAAUUAAGCUGAAAAAGUAAGAGCAAAUCAUGUGUUGUACAUAUCGCGGAACCGUCCAUGAAAGAAAGAAGAAAAGAGUAUUAUUUUCUUUUUUUUAACUAUAAAUAGUCCCAGUCGUCAAUUGAAUAUUCUCGCACUAAAAAAACAAAAUUGAAAACUUGACGACUUACGGGCCAAAUGUUUGUUUUUGAAUGAAGAAGAGUUCUACAAUUUGACGCUAAUAUUUGCGCAGGUUGGCUCUUGAAAACUGUUUCAAAUCGUGUGUCUUCAUCUGUCACUUUCUAUUUGUUUUUAUACAUUCCCCCCAUUUGCCAUAUCAAAUCAAGUGUCUAUUAUUCCCCCUCUCUCAUUUGUAAUAAUAAUUUCUUUUAUAUUUCGGUUUUUAACUAUGCAUCACAAAACACACUCCGAUAUAUAGUAUAAUAACUCUGCUACUGUUUAAUUUUUUUUUUCCGGUCGAAAGAGAAAAAGAAAAGAAACUAGAAAAAAAAUUAUCUUUUGAAUAAACGAAUGACGUGAUUCUA
Messenger RNA from Daphnia pulicaria, 6580 nucleotides. It is a transcript of the gene baz, whose product is annotated as partitioning defective 3 homolog. The transcript is spliced from 18 exons. Gene Ontology annotation, cellular component: apical junction complex; adherens junction; apical plasma membrane. Gene Ontology annotation, biological process: microtubule cytoskeleton organization; establishment of cell polarity; establishment or maintenance of epithelial cell apical/basal polarity. Bases 411 to 5717 code for a protein of 1768 amino acids. Lineage: Eukaryota; Metazoa; Arthropoda; Branchiopoda; Diplostraca; Daphniidae. The record is from RefSeq and is a predicted model, not a curated record. Gene Ontology annotation, molecular function: protein binding; phosphatidylinositol binding.